AUGUGUGAUUUUCUCAAGUCUCUCUCGUCAUUGGAAUUGACACCAUACAAUACCUUCCUCUAUGCUGCGCUCGUUGUCGGUGUCGUCAAGGUAACAACAACUGUUCUCUCCUUUACCUCACUGCUUUUGCAAGCAUACGUCUUGCCUGGCGUCAAUUUUGCAAAGUACGGUGCUAACAGAGGCAAUUGGGCUGUGAUCACCGGUGCCUCAGAUGGUAUUGGUAAGGAAUAUGCGUUCCAAUUAGCAAAGAAAGGUUUCAAUAUUGUUUUGGUUUCAAGAACACAGUCCAAACUCGAGACUGUUGCAAGUGAAAUCCAAAGUAAAUACAAGAAGGAGACUAAGAUCGUUGCCUUUGAUGCUUCAACUAAUGCUCCUGAAAACUAUCAAUUGUUAGAAGACUCCCUUCAGGGUUUACCGGUCUCAAUCCUAAUCAACAAUGUUGGAGCAUCGCAUUCCAUUCCCGUUUCAUUCUUGGACACAACGGAAGAAGAAAUGAACCAAAUCAUCACUUUGAAUAAUAUUGUCACUCUUAAAGUUACCAAGAUUGUUGCCCCUUUGAUUGCCGCAAAUACCGGCAAAAACAAGGGUACUCGUGGUUUGAUUUUAACUAUGGGAUCUUUUGCAGGUUUAGUUCCAACUCCUUAUCUCAGCGUGUAUUCGGGUUCCAAGGCAUUCUUGCAGAAUUGGUCUGCAGCUCUCUCUGGAGAAUUGGCGUCUCAAUCUAUUGAUGUUGAAUUAGUCAUUUCUUAUUUGGUUACAUCUGCAAUGUCUAAGGUCAAGAGAAGUUCAUUCAUGAUUCCAACCCCAAAGCAAUUUGUUGCUUCUACUUUGAAAAAUGUCGGUAGAAGAGUUGGUGCACAGGAAAGGUUUGGUACAAUUACUCCAUACCCUUCACAUGCGUUGAUGCAUUGGGGUAUUGCCAACACCUUAGGUGUCUUCUCUAAAUUUGUUAACAAAAUGAACCUUGACAUGCACAAAGACAUUAGAAAAAGAGCACUAAAAAAGGCAGCUCGUAUAGCUAAUGAAAAGAAGGAAUUAUAA
Molecule: messenger RNA, 1041 nt
Organism: Pichia kudriavzevii
Lineage: Eukaryota; Fungi; Ascomycota; Pichiomycetes; Pichiales; Pichiaceae
Exons: 1
Coding region: 1-1041 (346 amino acids)
Biological process (GO): fatty acid elongation
Cellular component (GO): endoplasmic reticulum
Molecular function (GO): ketoreductase activity
Source: RefSeq, a predicted model, not a curated record